Messenger RNA from Carassius auratus (goldfish), 9451 nucleotides. RefSeq names its product ral GTPase-activating protein subunit alpha-1. The transcript is spliced from 41 exons. NCBI's taxonomy places the organism in Eukaryota, Metazoa, Chordata, Actinopteri, Cypriniformes, Cyprinidae. Gene Ontology annotation, cellular component: nucleus; cytoplasm. The record is from RefSeq and is a predicted model, not a curated record. Bases 187 to 7710 code for a protein of 2507 amino acids. Gene Ontology annotation, biological process: positive regulation of GTPase activity; regulation of small GTPase mediated signal transduction. Gene Ontology annotation, molecular function: GTPase activator activity.
CACACAGAGGAGGGCUUGCUGCUUUUUUCUUUUGUUUGACCUCCUCUGCAAAAAUGCACGCCUCACCUCUAUUUCCUCAAGCUUCCUUACAACCCAUAACACCUUUCGAGCCGUAAAUCUGACAACCCCUUCCAUGUUUGAGGGACUUAACGGAAGAUUAUCAUUAGCUCCUCAAAACAUCUCGGUAUGUUCUCUAAAAAAACUCAUGGAGAUGUCAGGAAAUCGACACAGAAAGUGCUGGACCCCAAGAAGGACGUGCUGACAAGAUUGAAACAUCUGAGAGUCGUUAUUGAAAAUGCAGAGCCUGCUGAACUCAAACACCUCUUCGAGCAGAAUUACUCCCACAUCUACUAUGUGUUCUUUGAAAACUUUGUCUCCAUCGAGGUUAACCUGAAACAGAAAGGUCACAAAUCACAACGAGAAGAGCUUGAUUCUAUUCUUUUUAUAUUUGAGAAAAUCCUACAGCUGUUGCCAGAGCGAAUACAAGGAAGAUGGCAGUUCCACAGCAUAGGUCUCAUUCUGAAGAAACUGCUACACACUGGAAACUCCCUAAAGAUCCGGAGGGAAGGGGUGCGUCUCUUCCUUCUGUGGAUGCAGGCUCUGCAGCACAACGCUCUGAGAGAGCAGCUCUGGAUCUUCGCCUGUCUAAUCCCAGGAUUCCCUGCACCACAGUCUGAGCUAGGCCCUCGAACCCUGGAUAAUCUGAUCAGCCCUCCCCUUAACCUUCAGGAGCGUGAAGCUCAAGUGACUCCAGAGGAGAUCAGUCCCCUGGUGCCACCCCAGUCAGGAGAUAAAUCCCAGGAAGAUCUCACUGGCUACUUCCUUGAGGCUCUACUUAAAUACAUGGUAAACCAGGCCAAAAGUCUAGAGUGGAAAUGCAAGGAGAACCACGAGAAGGGGUUCUCCUUCCUAUUCGCCAAUUUCAAAAAAUAUUACCUGGCCCAUAUCUUCCCCAACUUCUCCAAGGAGACAAGUUUGUACAAUCCUAUUCUGGAGGUUCCAUCUUUGAGACCAAAGCCUUACUACAUAGUUGUAAAAAGAGACCCAGAGACCAAUGAAGCCCUGUACUGCACUAAAGAGAACUUCCUCAAUGCCAGAGUCAUAUUUAUCCGCUGGCUGGUCUCCUUCUGGCUGGAGCCGCGGUCAAACACAGGAACACACAUCCCUGGCAUGGAAGGUGAAAACGUGCCAAAGAACAUCCAGAGAGCGGCGGCAGGCCUUGCUGCCCGAGGGGAGGAUGGUGGCCUGAGACCAGAUGGUCUGGAUGGGGGUGGGACUGGUGAGCCAGAGCAGUCGCACUCCAACACCAGCACCCUGACGGAGAGAGAGCCCAGCUCCUCCAGCCUCUGCAGCAUGGACGAAGAACACCUCACAGACAUUGAGGUGGUGCGCAGAGUCCUUUGCUCCUCCAGAACCAACGUCAACUUUAUCACUGAAAUCUUUCGACAGGCGUUCCUGCUGCCCAUGUGUGAGGCCGCAGCCAUGCGUAAGGUGGUGCGGGUGUAUCAAGAGUGGAUCUCUCAGCAGGAUAAGCCUGUGUUUAUGAGAGAACCAGAGGAAGACCAAUUCACAGGCCAGCCGGACUCCACCCACGAGCAGAGAACUGAUAAAGAGGAGGAGGAUAUUGGGCUCACAGUGUCCAUUCACAGUCGAAACCCUAAUUGGUGUAGGAAUUCUGGGAGUAAAUCCUCUGAUUCUGAGGUAUUGGAAUAUAAUGUCCAUGCUGGUGUCCAGGCCACACUACAGGUUUUCAUCACCAACUCCUCUAACGUCUUCCUUGUGGAGGCAGCCAAUGAGCUGAAGUCACUUCUGGAAGAGCAUGUUGACAUGUGCAAGCGUGUACUCAAUAUAUACCGCAGUCUGGUCAUGCAUGAAUCCAUGAGCCAGAAGACCUGGGAGCAGAUCUUGCUGGUGUUGCUAAGAGUAACGGAGUGUGUGAUGAAGAGGCCUCCAUCUAUUAUGCCUCAUGGGAAGAAGAGUAACACUUUAUCGGGCCGUUUGGCGGGAGCCAUUUUUCAGACUCUGAUCGUGGCCUGGAUCAAAGGGAAUCUGAAUGUGUACAUCUCUCGGGAGCUGUGGGACGACUUGCUGUCUGUACUCUCAUCUCUCACCUGCUGGGAGGAGCUGGUCACUGAGUGGUCUCUCACCAUGGAGACACUCACCAAGGUACUAGCACGUAACCUUUACAGCCUGGACCUGAACGAGCUGCCCCUGGACAAGCUCAGUGAACAGAAACAGAAGAAACACAAAGGCAAAGGUGGCGCCCACGAGUGCCAGAAAAUCACUGUGGAUAGGUCGUUCUCCAAAGGCUGGAGUCGAGACCCACCAGGCCAAGCUGCUGUCAUGAGACAGCGCAGCGCUACCACUGCUGGCUCACCAGGCAUCGAGAAGGCCAGAAGCAUCGUCAGACAGAAGACAGUGGCUCUGCGUAGUUGCUCUACGGGGGACAGUCUGCUGUCCUCAGCCUUUAUCCGCAGUGCUAAAAGUGCACCUGUCCUGAUCCACCCCGUACACCCUCUCCUGCCUGGUUCUGUCCUCACUCCCCUAGCUGACGAUCUGUCAGACAUGGAGGAACCUCCAAUGGCCCAACGGGGGCCCCGGAUCCGCCACUGCUCUCAAAGUGAGGAGACCCCGUCGUCCGAGGUGUUUUCUGCCUCCGGCGAGCUGGAGCAGCCCCCACUCCCCCGCAGCAGCAGCGCCUCUGACAUCAUGGAGCCCUUCAUCGCAGAACGGGUCAAAGGUGCACUUCCUGUCUCUGACAGCCCCUCUCAUUCCUCCCACUUAACCACCACCACCUCUGAGUCCCCCCACAGUUCCCUAACCCCACACCAACCCCCUGACAGCCAGGUAUCCCUGGAGGUGAACGAAAGCAUCUAUGAUCAUCUCUGCCAGAUGCCGGGGCAGGAACCCCCAUUUAUCCCCGAUUGGUCCUGUCCAGCGGCAGCCUCGAGCAAUCAAAACGAGGGCGAAGGGGAGGAGGACGUCUUCAGCACUUUUAGGGAGUUUUGUAGCAAGCAGGAAGUGAAGGUGGAAGCAGGUGCAGAUAACAGGCAGGUACAGUUUGGGGGAAGUGGGGAUUGGGCGCUAGAAUGGGAUAAAGAGAUGGAGCAAAGCGAGAAGAGUUUUUAUGAGUGUUUAGAAGAAUGUGAUUGGGAUUUGAGUGUUAGUACGCAGCCAGCAGAGGGCAGCAAAGUCACACAGCUGCACCACCAGAAUGCCACAGACAGGGCUAGUGAGAGCGAGCUUAGUCCGCAGGCUUCCCAGGUUGUCCCAAGUCCCAAACUAUCCCAUGUUGAUCCCAAAAAACGCCACAGCGGUGGUGUCCACGUCAGCUUCCGCCCAUCCACAGAGUCUGUGCAGUUUCACAACCCCCUGGACCCCAAAGAGGCGCACUGGAAGACCCGUCUCCGCCGUCUUGGCCACUUCAGCAGCCACUCGGUUGGGGCGAGCGGGGCAGCAGCGAAGGGUGUUGGGGAGGGGGUCACCUGUUGCGAGGCCGUCGAACGGGAUAAAGGCUCCAUCAGUGGGGCUAGACGCGGCCGACUCGGCAGGCCAACCGUCCGCCCGCAGGGAUCCCGCUCUAGGUCUCAGGAGUCAGGGUGCAGCCCGUCACGGCAGCAGCAGGUGGCGCUGCUGGGCGGGGUGUAUAAGUCUAUGGUCCAUGCUCUCUCCAAACCCAAGGCCCAGGCAGUGUCACCCCAGCGUCACAGCAAAACACCAGCCACCGAGGCUCACCUGAAGGACCUGUACACUCACGUAAUGGGCUAUUUUGGAAGAAAAACUUCAGCCAAUAAAGAUGAGCUGACGCCGAAGAUGCGGCCCAUGUCCAACGAUGUUGGCAGCAGCAACCCUAACGACAGUGACCUCAUGGAUGAGUUCAUUCAGGAAAGACUGAGAGCCAGAAGCACUUCUGGCAUGACGAGGCGUGGGAGUAGCCCGGGAAGUCUGGAAAUCCCCAAAGAUCUACCAGAGCUCCUGAACCGUCAGAAUGCUACGCGUCCUGCAGACGACCCCGGUGUGCCCUCUGAGUGGACCUCCCCAGCCAGCGCCAGUGGAAGUGACCUCAUAAGCUCCGACAGCCAGUCAGAUUCCUUCAAUGCUUUUCAGUAUGACAGCAAGUUUGAAAAUUUCAGCUUCCCCCCUGAAACGUGUGCUCUGGCCUCUGUGGAUCAGGAUAGUUUGGGAGGAGCAGGACAGACCACAGAGGAGCAGGAGCUUUCCAGUCUCACAACAAUCCACAUCGACUCUGAGACCAGCAGCCUCAGUCAGCACGGGCUGUCUGCUGACACGGUCACCAUCACUGGUUCUGAAAGCGCAUCUCCAAUGCAUUCUCUGGGAGGUUCACGAUCGCAGACACCGUCCCCUGCCACCCUGACCGCAGAACACGUCCAGCAUAAAGAACUGCAGCUGGAUGAGAAAAUGCACCACUCUGUGCUGCAGACCCCUGAUGACCUUGAAACCAGUGAGUUUCCGACAGAGGACUGUAGUGUGAUGGCUGGUGGCACUCUGACCGGCUGGCAUGCUGAUGUUGCCACAGUGAUGUGGAGGAGAAUGCUUGGCAUUCUGGGAGAUGUCAACUCCAUCAAGGACCCUGAGAUCCAUGCGCAGGUCUUUGACUACCUCUGCGAGCUCUGGCAGAACCUGGCCAAGAUCAGAGACAAUCUCGGGAUUUCCCUUGACAACCAGUCUUCUCCACCCCCACCAGAUCUGAUUCCACCUUUGCGGAUUCUGACUCCCUGGCUUUUCAAAGCCACUAUGUUGGGUGAACGCUAUAAGCAGGGCAAACUCCACGCCUAUAAGCUGAUUUGUAAGAUAAUGAAGAGAAGACAGGAUGUUUCACCCAACUCUGACUUCCUUACGCACUUCUACAACAUCAUGCACAGCGGCCUGCUUCAUCAAGACCAGGACAUUGUUAACACCAUCAUUAAGCACUGCUCACCACGAUUCUUCUCUAUUGGACUUCCGGGAGCCACUAUGCUCAUCCUGGACUUCAUAGUUGCAGCAAGCCGUGUAACCGCCUGCUCAUCCCUCAAUGCUCCACGGGUGGAGGCUCAGAUUUUGUUGGGCUCCCUGGUGUGCCUCCCAAACUUGUACAGUGAACUCCCUGCCCUGCACCCUACAACAGCUGACAUCCUCAUGACGAAAUUCACAGACGUCAAGGAGCAUAUAAUCAAGCAUAUCCUGACCUCUGCCAGAGAUGAGCCUUCUGCACCAGCAAGGUGUGUGGCUCUCUGUAGUCUGGGUAUUUGGCUCUGUGAAGAGCUGGUUCAUGGCACUCAGCAUCCGCAGAUCAAAGAAGCACUCAAUGUCAUCUGUGUCACCCUCAAGUUCUCAAAUAAAACCGUUGCCCUGGUGGCCUCGGACAUUUUGCACCUGCUCAUAAAUUAUGUGGACGAACUGCAGAAAUUCCCGCCGGACACUCCAAAGAAAAUAGUGGAGGUCCUUAUUGCAACCAUCACUUACCUUCUUCCAGCUACAGAGUCUUCCCCUCAUGAGCUGGAUAAGAGGCUGGUUGUGUCUCUGCUACUGUGCUUGCUGGACUGGGUGAUGGCUCUACCUCCCAAAACUCUCCUGCAGCCGAUCCAAAGAGCCUCAGACAAUGAGAAAACUGACAAGUCCAUACUCAGCUGCAUCUAUAAAGUCCUCCAUGGCUGUGUAUAUGGAGCUCAGAGCUUCAGCAACCCCAAUUACUUCCCCAUUCACCUGUCAGACUUGAGCAGCCCAGACUACGACCCCUUCCUACUACUGGAGAACCUGAAGGAGCCAGAGCCACUCCAUUCACCUGACUCUGAACGCUCCUCUAAACUGCAGCCUGUCACUGAAGUGAGGAGCCGUAUUCAGCAAGGCCUGAUUUCAAUUGCGGCACGCACAGUCAUAUCCCACCUGGUCAACCACCUGGGUCACUAUCCGAUGAGUGGUGGUCCAGCCACUCUUACCAGCCAGGUAUGCGAGAACCAGGAUAACCCAUACAGCGAGAGUGCAGACCUGACCCCUGAGCUUUUCGACGCACCCAACUUGCAGUUCUUCGUGCUCAAUGGCACCACCCUGCUGUCCUAUCUACAGAUCCGGGCAGAGGACGGUCUGCCCGGUGGCGGGAUGUCAGCAGGCCUCACCACCACCAGUGCCUGCGUUCGGGUGAUCGUGAGGGACAUUUCCGGAAAACACUCCUGGGACUCAGCUAUACUCUAUGGUCCACCUCAAUGCAUCACUCCUAGUCAAACUGUGCACCACUACUCUAAUCAAGCAGGGGGUGGUAGAGAACGUGGCCAAGAUGAGGACAGUCUAGAAAGAGGCAGUCAAGAAGAACCAGAGGAUGGAGCUUUUCAGGAGAAUGAAGAGGACCUAGAUGAGGAAGAGGGGAAAGAAGACAGGGAAGAGGAAGAACUUGAGGAAGUGGAUGAAGAGGAAGAGGCAGGGUUGGAACUAAUGGCUCCACAGGCCAAACGGCGAUGCAGAGAGGUGAUCCCAAACUGGGACUCCUUGCAGGAUGGGGAGGACGCCCUGGAUGAGAUGCUGCAGUACCUGGGAUACUCCAGCCCAGAGUGCCUACAACGCACUGGCACACCCCUCAACAUUCCAGCCCUGCCGCCCACUUGCGUGUCUGAGAAGCAAGAGAAUGAUGUCAUCAAUGCAAUCCUGAAGCAGUGUGCCGAAGAGCGGGACUUCGCACUCUAUCGUGGGAAUGACCUGAGCAUGAGGGCUGUAGUGCAGCAAGAGCCAAGCCCACAGAGACCCCAGUCAGCCUUCUACUACUGCAAACUGCUCCUCAACAUACUGGGCAUGAACUCCUGGGAAAAGAGAAACAGUUUCCACCUGCUGAAGAAGAACGAAAAACUACUGAGAGAGCUGAAGAAUCUGGAUUCAAGGCAGUGUCGUGAAACACACAAGAUUGCGGUGUUUUACGUGGCAGAGGGGCAGGAAGACAAGCACUCAAUACUGUCCAACACCGCCGGGAGUCAGGCCUAUGAAGACUUUGUGUCAGGCCUGGGCUGGGAGGUGAACUUAACGAGUCAUUGUGGUUUCAUGGGCGGCCUGCAGAGGAACAAGAGCACGGGUUUGACCAUGCCCUACUUCGCCACUUCUACAGUUGAAGUCAUGUUCCACGUCUCCACACGCAUGCCUCCGGACUCCGACGACUCGCUCACUAAAAAGUUAAGACACCUGGGUAAUGAUGAAGUGCAUAUCGUGUGGUCCGAGCACUCGCGGGACUACCGGAGAGGCAUCAUUCCUACUGAGUUUGGAGACGUGCUCAUCAUCAUCUACCCCAUGAAGAACCACAUGUACAGCAUCCAGAUCAUUAAAAAACCCGAGGUGCCAUUUUUCGGUCCCUUGUUUGAUGGAGCCAUAGUGGAUGGAAAUAUCUUACCCACAGUGGUGCGAGCCACAGCCAUCAACGCCAGCAGAGCUCUGAAAUCCCUCAUCCCUCUUUACCAAAAUUUCUACGAAGAGAGAGCAAGGUAUCUGGAGACGAUAGUCCAGCACCACUUGGAACCGACAACAUUUGAGGACUAUGCGGCUCGUGUUUUCUGCCCUGCACCUUUCCACCAUCUUCCCUCCGAAGCAGGCUCAUGCCUCGAGAGUCAGCUGGCAGAAAGUCCAGCAAUGCAGGUAGACGGGAGCGACUUAGCCUCGCCAAUAUCACCUCGUGCUAGCAAGAGCCGGAUGUCCAUGAAGCUUCGCCGUUCCUCGGGCUCUGCCAACAAGACUUGACCUGAGUGAGCAAACACACACUUCACUCCAUUCGCGCUCACGCCAGAACUCCGCCCACUGCACUGUCAGAGACAAACCACACCCUCUCGCCUGCGGUAGCCACACCCCCAAUGCUGUCUGACUCCCCCCAUUCAGAGCCAGAGUGAUCAACAACGACUGAAAUGUUUCUUUCUUUUUUUUUUUGUCAAUCGCUGAUGGAUAUUGUGUUGCGUUUUACCUUAAAUAACUUCCUUUACUGUUGUCGUAGCUGGUGCCACUGUAGCUGCCUACUACUCAAGAGUGCCAGUGAUCAUAAAAAAAAAUAAUAAUCAUACGAUAAUGUUUCUUUUUGAUUGCCAUCAUAUCAACCACCACUUUUUAGAUUUGUGCAGAAGACGCGGUAAUUGAUGGCGAAAGAAGUGUCCGAAAACAUGUUGUGGAGCAGAUUUGCGUUUUCGCUUCUAAUGUGGAACAUGUUUUAUAUAACAUUGACACUCACAUUUGUUUGUUUAUUUGCUGGUUUUCUUUAUGGAUGACGGUUUAUUGCAAUUUGUAAAUUCAGUUUUCGCUUCGUUAGAAUGUUACUGAUUUUUUUAUGUUGAUGUUAUACUGAACCGCCCCUUUGUCAUUUGUAACGGUUAUUUGUGUGUGUGUGUGUGUGUGUGUGUGUGUGUGUGUGUGUAUAUAUCUAUAAAUAUAAAAUAUAUACAUAUUUAAUGUAUGUGUAUAGUGUAUGAACAGUAUCUGAUCUGUGUACAUAUUUACCAAUAUUUAAAUCAACCAAAAAAACAAAGUGAAACGGCCACUUAGAACAAGUCAAAGAACAAGUCUUCAGCUUGAAUGUCUGUCUGUAUGGCUAGAUUUUUGCUGGACUCUGUCUUGUUAUUUUCGUUUCAUUGCACAGCAGCCUUAGAGACGAGCCCAUGCAGGUUUAUCAGCUCAUUUACAGAAUAAAUCAUUUGACUGCAAUGCUCUUUUUGAUUCACCUCGUCUUAGAUGGGAUUUUUAAGGAAAGUGUGAAUGAGUUGCCACAUUAACAGGUCUUGCAGGGAGACGGCAAUGUUGCCAAAUUUAACUGAACUACCCACUUCAGGACUUUUUAAGCUAGUUCAACAGUGCACAUGGCAUGUUUUCAGACAACUGGACAGCCUUUAAUGUAAUCAUGUCCUGUUUUUGUUUUUUUUUCUUUCUAAACAUGUAGAUGUGGAAGUGUACAAAAAAAAAGUCUUCGACACUAGCUUUGGUCUGCACUUUUCCGUUUAAUUUUGACCGUUUAAGGGAUAUAAGGGUAUCUGACCCUGUAGAUGACGGAUGCAAGUUAUUACUGUUGCCAUGUUUAAGAUAAAAUCAAGUUUGUAUAUUUUCUUGAAAGCUAUGCGAGACUUCAUGGGGUCAGAUUUUAUUAUUUUCUUUUUAAUUUGAAUUUAUCAGAAAGAAAAAAAAAUACUUGUGGAGUUGAAAUCAUGCAGCACCCUUUCUGGAUUGAAAUUAUAAAGUGUAUAUUAAAGGCCUGCACACAAGCAACUGAGACCUGUACGUAAUUUCAAGAGGAAAUAAACAUCCUCAUGGGUAGAUUUUGUGUAUGUUACUACUGAUCAAAUGCUGCAUGAUUCCAGGACUAACUGCAUGUGUUGAUAAAACAGCUGCACACGCACAGAUCCACAAUAUUGUCACAUGCUAGUAACUCUGUACAUUUGUAUCGGAUGUUGAAGGAGAGUGGAUGUGCAACUACAAUUAAGAAUAAAAAUAUUCUUACAACAUA